AUGCUGGUGAUCUGUAACAUGCACAGCGCCGGCCUUUCCCUGGUGACGGAUGUGGCGCACCAGGUGAUGGCUCCCGUCCCGGCGGAGCUGGCCGCAUCAGAGGAGUUCCCAGUGCGCUCGACGGUGAUGCGCCUCGUGCUGUGGCUGGAGGGAGCGGUGUCGCUGGGGUUGGCAGACUUCACUGACCAGAUGCGCCUCCUGUCUGUCCGAUUGCUCGAGAAGGUGAUUCAGGCCCGGGCGGCGCAAUCGGCGCAGGCCGCAGCCUCGCUGGCGCAGGUGCAGCCAGGCGCGGCCGCGGCGCCGGAGGGGGAGCCGCGGCUGCUCACCUCGCCGAGGCUCACCGCGAAGGACCUGGAGACCGUGCAGAGGAUCAACUCCAAGCUGCAGGACGUGGUCGACCAGCUCAAGGAGACGCGCGACCGCUGCGCCGCGCUCGAGGCCGAGCUCGCGCGGCCCUAG
This is a messenger RNA of Prorocentrum cordatum, 459 nucleotides long. The record is from the annotation of a GenBank genome assembly. NCBI's taxonomy places the organism in Eukaryota, Dinophyceae, Prorocentrales, Prorocentraceae.